Messenger RNA from Mizuhopecten yessoensis (Yesso scallop), 6744 nucleotides. RefSeq names its product G-protein coupled receptor GRL101-like. Gene Ontology annotation, cellular component: membrane. Gene Ontology annotation, biological process: G protein-coupled receptor signaling pathway. Gene Ontology annotation, molecular function: G protein-coupled receptor activity; protein binding. NCBI's taxonomy places the organism in Eukaryota, Metazoa, Mollusca, Bivalvia, Pectinida, Pectinidae. The record is from RefSeq and is a predicted model, not a curated record. The transcript has 20 exons.
AUGGGAGAGUCACGUAGUCCUAUGAGUCAGGCAAAUAUGACGUGUGGACCCGCCUACUUCCGGAAAGGUGGCGACAUGAUUCAUAGAGACUGUGACACAGUUAAUACGUUGACGUUUGAUAAUCCUGACGAAAUUACAAACGAAAUUAUGAUGUCAGAGAAAGGCCGUGUCAUUGCGUGGGUGGGGAAUCAUCGUGAACGGAUCAUUGAUCCUAAAAAUAACAAACGGAAUGAUGACGUCAUAGAAGGUGAAUUGGACCCGCCUUCUCAUACGGCGCCAAAAGACCAAGGAAUGGGGAUCGUGACGUACAUCAUCAUGUAUGGUUUUGGAGUGAUAACCCUGCUAUUCAUGUUUAUAGCGUGUGACCUAGCUAAUGAAUCGUUCGCUGUAACUGGGCCUGACGAGCUGAAAUUCCAGGAAAAUUUGACGUUGACGUGUACAGCCCCCUAUCCAUCAAUGUUACCCCUAACAUGGUUCCUCGUCGGGAACAGAACCAACGUCAAGAUAGAACCAGACCAGGGCAGAUGGAAGUACAGGACGACAAUAACAACAACAACCAACCCCGAUCAUACCACGUUGAGUGUUUUACAAAUUGAGUAUUGUUCCAUCCAAGACGGCAGCAUGUAUGAGUGCCGUACGAGUGUUCAGAAGGACACAAAUACUUCCACUUCCGCGCUGCACAACGUGUCUGUUUCUUACGACACCUGCAUAGACAAAGAUGAAGUAGAUGGUAUAUAUGUACGAGGAAAGGGUUGCUUGUCUGUAAGUGACAUUGGCAAGCGAAGGCAAUGGAGUGACGAUUUCUCUAUUACUCACUGGAAAGAACAACUAGUGGCGUCGGACAUAAUUUCUAAAUACGUUCACCAGGAAGGAGUGUUACCUGGUUUAGAACCACUUUUCCCGAUUAAACUGAUCAAUGAAGAAAGAAACUUUCAAUGGAAAGACUUCAAAAGAGACAUGUCUAAACGACUGACUUUCACAGCCUGGAUGGACUACGGUUAUGUGGAUAAGCAGAGCACGUGUGUAUCUAUUUCUAUAAGAGGGGAUACUUUCAGUAACUGGGUAUACAGUAGAUGCUUGUCGUGGUAUACAAUCUGCCUAGAUUCCAUCGAAAAGGAGGUGGAAACGGAACAACAGCCUUAUAUUCCAGCUACACGUAUACCUGAAUCAAGUGACGUAAACGUGACGAGUCCGGACGUCUUUGACCGCCUGUUCCGGUGUACCCAGACAGGGGAGUACAUCCUGUCCUACUUUGUGUGUGACCAUCGCCCGGAUUGUAUGUAUCAAUCAGACGAAAGUCAAGCGUGCCAGACUUCCACUAGCGAGACUAACGUGGUAAACUUCCGAUGUGACAAUGGAAACUACAUCUCGUUGAACUUGGUGUGUGAUUUUUACCAGGAUUGUUAUGACGGAUCGGACGAGCGUAACUGUUUUAAGUCGACUUGUUUGUGGGGUCAGUGGACAUGCCAUAACGGCCAAUGCAUCGCCGGUUAUGACGUCUGCGAUAGUGAGAGGGAGUGUGCAGACGGAUCGGACGAAUGGUCAACAACAUGUAACGGUUAUCCUAAGAUACAGACCGUAUGGCCAUGUCCAUCCAAGAGACAUGUACCUAUAUAUAGAAUGUGUGACAGGAUUCCUGAUUGUUAUGAUGGAAGUGAUGAGAAUGAGAAGGACUGUAACCUUGGAAACCCAACAUAUUCCUGCUCGACCCAUUGUCACGAGCGAGUGUGUAAUGAUACUUCGGUAAGAGUGCACCUUGAAAGCAAUGGUUAUGAAGCUGUCCACUGCUCAUACAGAGAUGACGUAGCACUGAUGACCUGGCCGUUCUCUCCUUUAGUCGGUACGAUGGCGGAACAGAAAAACUGCUAUUUCACUACGGGAAACAUCGGGUAUACCACCAUCAUGCUGAUUAACGAACAACCUGUCUCUGUCCAAUACAAAAGUGAACACAUCCUCGAAGCUCUAAUCAAACACUCACGGGAUUGUUACCAACUAGUGGAACAUUGCUACAAAGUGUCCAUCGACUCAGUGCGUAUACCAUCCAUCCAGUUUUCUAGCGAGUUGGACGGGAGACACAUGCAAAACUUAACCUACUGUGGAAAUGUCGGAAGCCUCUGUCACCACUUCGGAUGUUUUGCCGAACCGUCACAAUCAAACCCUCAUCCAUCCUGCAACGGAACGAGCACAGUUGUGAUUAGAAAGAAUGUACCUAUCCGCUGGAUCAAACUACAAAGGGACGACGACAAAUCUAUACAUGCACUGCGCAUUACCCCACCCGUGUGCACGGAAGAUAAAACUUUAAUCGACCCAAAAUACUUGGAGCCGCAGCGACUGUGUCAGAAUGGAAUGAGUUAUUAUCCUCAUCAUCGCUGUUUGAUGGACUUUGACGUCACUGGUGAGCCGAGUGCAUGCAGAGAUCUGACACAUCUACAAAAUUGUGAAAAAUUUUCUUGCCCAGAAAACUUCAUGAAAUGCCCAGACUCCUACUGCCUUCAUGUCAGGUUUCUGUGUGAUGGCGUACCGCACUGUCCAAACAACGAAGACGAACAACUUUGUGAUUCCUACACUUGUCCUGGUCAUUUCAGAUGCCAUGGCAGUAGAAAGUGUAUACCGCUCAGUCAGGUCUGUGACGGAGUUGGUCAUUGUCCGCGAGCUGAUGACGAGCGACACUGUGACGUCAUCUGUCCGGACGGUUGCUCCUGUCAAGGUCUAAUAUUUCACUGUAUUGACAAAAAAGUCAAUAAAUCUCGAAUAUUUGGCGAACUUCCCGAAACGUUGCGAGGACUAACUAUACAAAUACGUCUUAAUGAUUGGACGGAUAAUCUUCCAAUACCAUUACCUGCAGUGUUCGUACUCUCUAUGCAGCACUGCCACAUUGAUUCGUUAUCCUUUAGUAAUCGUUCAGUUCUGACUGGACUCAACUCUCUCAUAAGCCUUGACAUCAGCCAUAACAACAUAACUAAUGUACCCGCCCAUACAUUUGCAAUGCUUUCGAGGUUGAAAUAUCUAACCUUGAAUCAUAAUCCUAUCGUCUCCUUAGAUGAAAUGGCGUUUUCAGGUUUGCACUUACUGAAAGAGUUUUUCCUCAUUGGAUCUCAUCUAAACAAUCUCUCCUCUGACACAUUUGUCGACUGCAAUGCCUUAACGUAUUUGAAUCUCAGCUCCCACCAAAUAAAUUGGAUUGCUCAUGACGCAUUUAACAAUUUAGCUUAUGUCAAGACACUGGAUCUUCGGAACAAUCGUAUUCAGCUAGCAGAACACAUAUUUAAAGGACUUACAAGUCUAGGCUAUUUGUACGUUGAUUCCUACACGCUUUGCUGAGCCAAACCUGUCUCGGUAACUGAUCCGACUUGCUUCGCCCCUCGUGACAGUAUCUCCUCGUGUACUGAUCUAAUCCGUUUGUCCAUUUUGAGAAUAGCUCUUUGGAUCAUAGGGCUAUGUGCAGUCUUCGGCAAUUUGUUUGUCUUGGUAUACCGACUGAAGUACGAUCGGGGAAAUCUGAUGAAAAGUUACUCCAUUUUCGUCAUCAACCUGAGCUUGUCUGAUAUCCUUAUGGGUGUCUAUAUGAUAAGUAUUGGCGUUGCUGAUGCAGCGUACAGAGAUCGCUACGUGUGGGAGGAAGAAACCUGGAGACGCAGUAUUACAUGUACAGCGAGUGGCAUUUUAUCAACAAUAUCCAGUGAAGCAUCGACCUUUGUCAUCCUCUUUAUAACUCUUGAUAGAACUGCGGCAAUUGUGUUUCCAUUUUCAUUAAAGCAGUUUACAAAGAGAUCUGCUAUAGGGACAUCUGUUGUCAUAUGGAUCUUCUCCAUAGUUAUAGCCGUACUUCCGGUUUCUAGCUUCAAGGAUUACUUCAAGGGAGAGUUCUAUAGCUCUUCCGGUGUAUGUCUUGCACUUCCGUUAUCAGAUUCCAGUACACCUGGCUCGGAAUAUUCAGUCGCCGUCUUUGUUGGACUGAACUUUGUUAUCUUCAUUGUGAUAGCAGUUUGUCAAGUUGUGAUUUACCGAAAGAGUCGGACCCACAUGACACUGAGGAGGAUGACUAAUAAACAGGACACAGACAUCGCUGUGGCACGGGCACUCACUGCAGUUGUCGCUACAGAUUUUUUCUGCUGGUUUCCUAUUGGUGUCCUUGGUAUAUGGACGUCACUGGGAGGUAGUGUGUCGGGGGAUGUCUACGCCUGGGUGAUGGUCUUCGUCCUACCAAUCAACUCCGCUCUCAACCCCUUCCUCUACACAUUUGCAAAUACAUGGAAAAAGAGAAAGCUCCAAAUGCAGCGAAACUCGAGCUACAAAGGCACGAAAUCAGAGACUGAAAUGACCAAUGUUGUUUUGGAAAUGUUGAAAACAUUCCGCCACAAGAAAGGAAGUAAGCCGCUGACUGAAUUUCUUUGUAACUCUGGAGAGUUACGUGUGAGGGACGCUUUCAACAUCAUUCAGAGUUUGUCAGAAAGUUUAGUCUACCUUCACAGCCAAAAUCUGGUCCAUGGAAACAUUUCUGCUGAAUCCGUACAGAUAUCUUCAAAGAACGAUAGAGUGACAGACGCAAUAUUUUCAAUGGAUCAUCAUCAAGUUCCCCGAGACUUCGAACAAUUCAAUGAUAUGUACGACUUCGGUAUGAUAGUGAAGAUCCUGCUGAGGAAAAUCAGGCUACCGUGAAUACAAUCACGUGUGUCUAAGAGUGUCAAUGAGCUAACUUCAUUGACAUACAUAAAUCCUUUGACACGUCAUGAGUUUUGUUGGUGAAUGCUCUGUGGACCUAACAGAAUUAGGAAACAUAUGUUCACGAUUGUUCUGUGUUUGGAAAUCUCGCGAAUGUUUGCGGCGAACUGAGUACAUUGUAGGCGGGCGGACAAAAAACGCUUCAAACAUUCACCCUACUGAACAUUUCUCAGGUUUCCGGAAAGCUCCUUUGGGCUUCUUAUGGAAGCACAUCGGUAAUGUGGAUGUUCUCACAUAAUUUUAAUUUUGAAUAGAAAAAAAGUUGCACGGAAAUUUAAGAUGAUAGUGAUAUACAUAAAAGGUUCUAAUCCGACACCCAUUGGAACACCAUACCGGUUUGUGAGAAAUCGUUCAUGAUCGUGUGGCUUUAUCACAAUACGCAUGCGCUGAUAUUCCAAACUCCUUUGCUUGAUGUAUAAAAUGUACGACAUGAUCAUGUUUGUGAAAGUUGAUUGAUGAAUGAUCCAUAAAGAUGGAAAAGAAGGAAUAUUGACGUUUAGAUUAUCACCUUGGUCAGCAAGGACAGGUUAAGGAAUGAUCAUAUUGAAUGAUGUCAUCACGUACACCGAUUCAUCUUGCAUCGUGUUGACUAGAUUAGUGAAUGGUUCCAGCAUUUCUGAGAAGCAUGGACUUAAUUUACUUGUCUUUACUGUGUGAAGUGUGUAUUAUGUAAGUCCAUGUUUAAGAUGUGGCUAAUACUUAGUUCUGUAUGAAAUUCAUUGUUCGUGUAGUGUCUUUUAUGGAUAUUUUAAAGUUUAUUACGUCAUUACAUUUUUACACAUAUUUAAUAUAUACAUUAAUUUAAUGAAACUAAUUAAUCGUUAGCCUAUAUAUUUAAGGUGUAUCUAAUGUUCGAGUGCUUUAUUAAAGUCAUUUAAAUUCAUGUGAAGUAAAUAUCUUUUGGAAUUAUUUCGUAAGUUUUUUCUGUUAUGCUAAAGUGCCUGAUAAAUGAAUAUUAAUUAAACAAUGUUUAUAUAUAUAUAAUUUCUUGUUAUCUGUACUUUUAUGAACUAAACUUUAAAUAUUACACAUAAUAAGGGCUAUUGUUCGACACUCAACAUUCAGGGUCACCUGGCCAAUAUAAAUAUCUACCUGUAUACCAUAAAGAGUAUCAAAUGAUACCAAACAGAGAUAAUAUUUCACUGAUCACGUGAUGGUCCUUACAUAGAUUUAUUUUUAUUUUAGUAAUGGUUAAAGUGUUAUUUGGCUAUAUUCUAUUUAAAAUCUGUCUGAUUAAGAACUCAGGUAUAUUGUAUAUGUCAAGUUCUAUUUUUACAUGUUUAAUUUAUUUCUAAAUGUGCUACUAUAGAAUGUUGUGAAAGUUAUUAUUCAGUACAAAUUCGAAAUCUAGGUACUAUUAAGACUAGUUCUAUUUUUAAUAAAUCUGAGUGAAUAUGCGCAUCUGUUUUUAAAUUAUGCAUAAAGUGUAUAUGAAUUACAAUUGUAUUGUUGACUUAUACAAGUAUUUUAAUUGCUAUGUUUAUAAAAGGCAGAUAUUAUUUAAAGCAAAUAAUUUAUUACAUUCCUCGAAGAACGAAUAGAAUAGGCAAAUAGAGCUCAAUUAAAUAAAAAAAAUAUGAACUAGUAAGAAUUAUGCAAUUUGAAUUUAUAAGAUUAUCACUGACUAUACGAAUGCAUAGGAGAUCUUAGUAAAAUUGUCGAAUAUUUUUGUAUUUAAGUUACAUGUAUUUCACUGUAUUAGAUAUACGAUUUAAGAAGAAUUAGGCAAAUUCAAUUACACUAGAUAUUAUUACUCAAGAAACACCCGUUGCCUUACACAUUACACUUUAAUCCUACAUCUAGAUUGAUGUAACUGUUGGUUAGUAUUGACUUCAUACUUUCUGUGAUAAUAUUUACUUUGUCGGCAAUCUCCUCCUACAUUUUUCGACCGAUCUCUUUGAAACUUGGUAAACAUUAUAAUCAUGAUAUGCAGUUAUGUCUUCCGUAAAAAAAUUGAUUCGACAAUUUUUGCAAAAGUUAUUGCCCUUUACACUUUGUUCAUUUGAUUUUUGUCCGACAAUC